Molecule: messenger RNA, 1636 nt
Organism: Ananas comosus (pineapple)
Lineage: Eukaryota; Viridiplantae; Streptophyta; Magnoliopsida; Poales; Bromeliaceae
Product: G-type lectin S-receptor-like serine/threonine-protein kinase At1g11330
Exons: 7
Coding region: 72-1538 (488 amino acids)
Biological process (GO): protein phosphorylation
Molecular function (GO): protein serine/threonine kinase activity; ATP binding
Source: RefSeq, a predicted model, not a curated record
UCUAUGCUUCAGGCCAAACUUUCAUGAAAACCUCACGGGCGUAGCAAUCAAACCGGCCUGCAAGCGAUCCAAUGCAUACCCCUCCCAACUCCGCCGUCUUCCCCUCUCUACUUCUCAUCUCACUAUUCUGCCUUCCCCUCUUCCGGCCCGGCAGCGCCAAUUUCCCACUCAAUCAAAUCAGCGGGAGCACCGGCAACUUCACCGCCAACAGCACCUACGAAUCAAACCUCCGCCGGCUCCUCUCCGGCAACUCCGAGCAGGUUAUCAAGUGGGAUGUCUUAGCAAAUAAAACGCCACCAGCAACCCCGUCUUCCCUAGCAACUAGAGAUUCGGGGCCAGGGAAACGUGAGCUUCGCACUAUUGUUAUAGCUACAUGUCUCACGGCACUCUUUUCUUGCUCCCUCCUAUGUCUUAUGUGUAUCAAAAGGCAAAGGCGCGCCGGGAAGGCGAAGUUGUAUAGCACUCGGCCAACUUUUGCUUUUGAUAUUGAUGAAGUAAUUAAGCCUUGGAAGAGUGAAGAAAGCAACUCCGAAUUUAAAUUAUUUGAUUUUGUUUCCGUAGCAAACUCCACGAACAAUUUUUCCAUUGAAAACAAACUUGGUGAGGGUGGAUUUGGGCCCGUUUACAAGGGUCAAUUAUCAGAUGGGCUUGAAAUAGCAGUAAAGAGACUCUCUGCGCAUUCAGGCCAAGGUCUACUAGAAUUCAAGAAUGAGGUUCAACUUAUAGCAAAACUUCAACAUCGAAAUCUCGUACGGCUACUAGGCUGCUGCAUUCAAGAAGAAGAGAAAAUAUUAGUCUAUGAAUUUAUGCCGAAUAAAAGCUUGGAUUUCUUCCUCUUUGAUCAAAUAAGAGGAGCACUAUUAGAGUGGCAAAAGCGCUUUACUAUUAUUGAAGGGAUAGCAGAAGGACUUCUUUAUCUUCACAAGCACUCGAGACUGCGAGUUAUCCAUAGAGAUCUAAAGGCAAGCAAUAUUCUCUUGGAUUGCGAGAUGAAUCCUAAGAUAUCUGAUUUUGGCUUAGCUAGAAUCUUUAGUUCCAAUGAAACUCAAGCAAACACAAACAGGGUUGUUGGUACAUAUGGUUACAUGUCUCCUGAAUAUGCUUCUGAGGGUCUUUUCUCGGUCAAGUCUGAUGUCUUUAGUUUUGGCGUCUUACUUCUCGAGAUCGUAAGUGGAAAGAGAAAUGCUGGUUGCCACCAAUAUGGGAAUCAUCUUAACCUCCUCGGAUAUGCUUGGGAGGUUUGGAAAGAGGGAAAAUGGUUUGAGCUCAUUGAUCCAUUACUACAUGAUAGUCGUGAAACAUAUGAGAUAUCGAGGUGCAUUCAUGUGGCACUAAUGUGUGUUCAAGAGAACGCAGCUGAUCGACCCACUAUGUCAGAUGUGAUUGUGAUGCUAAGCCAUGAUAGUAUGAGCCUACCAGAUCCAAAGCAACCGGCUUACUUCAAUGUGAGAAUCAUGGACGAAGCAGAGAUGGCAUCCAAUUUCAUCGUGCCUAUCACUGUAAAUGAGAUUACUAUUACUGAUAUAGAAGGACGAUAAUGCUACUUUAGUUGCUUUUUUUUUUUCUUUUUUUCUGAGGUAGCAUCCAAUUUCAUCGUGCCUAUCACCGUAAACGAGAUUACUAUUACUGAUUUGGA